GUUAUACAGUCAUCACGUGCACACUGUGACUGUGACGGACGCAAUCACGGUCAGAAAUCGAUCAUCCUGCACAGGACGAAUUCCAGUCUCUGUUUCCACCGAAAAGCAGAACCCCCAACCUUCACAUCGUCUGUAGCUUAAACGCGAUCAAGCGGACCAGAAGGGAUGUCCGUAGCCACCAAAAAUCCCUUUGCCUUGCUCGAAGAUGUGGAGGACUCGUCCCGGCCGUCCAGCCCAGUCCCCGCUCGUGCCCCCGUACCUGCUGCUGCAACCACCACCACUACACCCGCGACUCGUGGUGCUGCUAAGCCCCGAGGUGGUCCUGCUUCACGAGGUGGAAAGUAUUAUGCUCGUGGUGGAAAGCCCCGUACCGAUGAGGGUGGCUUGAACCAAAAUGGCAUCGAAGAGCCUUCUCAGGAGAGGAAGUUCGAUGGUCGUGGUCGCGGUCGUGGCUCGCGUGGCCACCGCGGCGGCCGCGGACGCCCUUUCGACAAGCACAGUCAGACUGGCAAGGUCGACUCUGAGAAGAAAGUCAACCAAGGCUGGGGUGCCGAGGAGGGGAACGCCGAGCUCAAGGCUGAGGAAGCUGGUGUCAAGGAUGCGACUGUCGAAGCUAGCGACAGCGCUCCCGCCGGCGGAUGGGGCGCAUCUACUGCUGAGGGUGAUGCUGCAACUCCAGCUGCAGAGGGAGACGCGAAGGGCCGCCCUCGUCGGGAACGCGAACCCGAGGAGGAGGACAACACACUCACUCUCGAGCAAUACCUCGCGCAACAAAAGGAGAAAGAGAACACGGUCGUUCCUAAGCUCGAGGCUGUCCGCCAAGCGAACGAAGGGGUCGAUGGCGAACUUUUCAAGGGUGGUGUCGCGCUUGAAAAGGGCGGAGAAGAGGAGGCCUACUUCGUAGGCAAGAGUAAGGCCGCACCCAAGGCCAAGGCUAAAAAGGAAGAGAAGGUCUUCCUCGAGAUUGACGGCCGCUUCGAGCGCCCGUCUCGUGGCGGAGUACGUGGUCGCGGUGGCGAUGACCGUGGUGGUCGUGGCCGCGGAGCUCGUGGUCGGGGUGGCCCUCGCGGCGGACGUCCGGGUCCCGCCACGGCGCCAGCACUCAAUGUGGACGACGAGUCGGCCUUCCCCUCGCUCUCGUAAAAUCUGCAAUCGCAACCGCACCAUACAGCCUGUUCCUCGAUCUCAUCUCAUCUUUGUUUUCAUGUGGCCACGACUCAAUGAAUCAAUAUGAAACUGCUCGUAUGCUUCGAUUUUGUGUCCACCAGUGUAUAUAGGUUAUUGCUUUUGUACCAGUUCCCAUGAUUGUACUGUUCCAAAGCCCAAGAACUAAUUCCAUAUUUUAUCCAUCUGAACGGAUCGGGGAUCAGGAUAUCAUCGACAUGCCUGUUCCGUCACUGUCGCCUCUUUCGUCUCAUCCAUCCAUCCAGUUUUAUUCAUGAUUGAAACGAUCUACAUCGCCCGCCAUGGUUUGUCUUCUGCUACUUGCUACCCUUUCACGCGCUAGACGGUGGCAGGAUUUCGAUUGAAUUGGAUCAGUACUAAUUGGUCGGCAAGUUUCGCGUCUCGAAGAUAAUCCUGUUCACAUGGUGCAGGACGAGCCCCACGGGGCUUCCCCGUGAUCCCCCGCUGGCGGCAUUCGGAGAGGUGCAAUUUAUGCUUUCUAAGGAAAUCUCUUAAAUCGGCCCGUUAGACUCAAGCUCAAGAACUCGCCGAUUACUUUCUGAACAUCCCUGAGGAUCAACGCCCGACAGUCAUCCUAUCUUCUCCUUACUGUGCGAUCUUGUCGAACGGAUAAUGCUAGAUGUCAUAACCGUUCAACAGACCGAUGUCUCCAAACGGCCAAACCCACUGCUUUAGCUCUGCGUGUGCCCAUCUUUGUCGAGCAUGGACUUUCGGAAUGGUACUCUCACGUCCAAAAUGAUACUGGACUGCACCCUCGACCUUCUUCCGCCGAAUCUCUCAAGGAACACUUUCCCGACGCCAUUGACCCGGCCGGAUGGUCGUCGAUCUACUAUCCGCCUCGCACGGGCGAAGAUGUCGCCGAAGUCCACGCGCGAGGUAAAGACUUCCUCGCUGCAUUCAUUCCGUUUGUCGAGCGGGCAUUGUCUGAAGAGAAGCACAAGCGAGUGCUGCUCGUCAGCCACGCCGCCACCGUCAUCGUUCUGGCCAGAGCGCUGUCGGGCAAUCCGGAGAUGCCGCUGCGGAUCGGGUGCGCUACGGUGACUGAAUUCGUCAGAGAAACCGCCGAUAAGAACCCUCUCGCUGGUUGGAAGUCCGUCAGAGUUGCGGACGCGGCUCACUUGAAGGAUGGUUCGCAACGAGAUUGGGGAUUCGAGGACAUUGAAGUGGCUGAUGGUCAGGUGGUAGAUGAUCCUGGAGUGCCUGGAACACAGGGCCAAGUCGAACUAACGAACGGAGUCCAGCUCCAUGCCAUCGCUGGUGGCUCGGCGAACUUGUAGAUCUAUUUCAACUAUGGAUAUAGCGUAGAAGAUGCUAGAAUUUGACCCAAGCGCUUGCAUAACUGACACUGGAAUCCCUCACAGUCAAGCACUUGCUGCUCUGCUCGUAACGUGUCCAUUGGAUUUCCUGGCCGCCUUGCUUCUUCAGGGCGGCCAUAGAUCCCAAGAGGACACCUAUGGGAUGUCGUCCACAGAUCGUGUUCUUGGUUCGGGACAAGUAGGCGGAAAAGACACCGUGACAGUCCGGUUCAUCAGAGGGCAACGUCAAGAUGGACAUGGCUUCGCGAUCCAGGGCCUCGAUUGACGCAUGGAUGGGGUACUCACUGGCCGGGCCCAGCGACCGAGAAAGAUGGAUCGGGUUUGCAGACUCUGAACUAUCAUCAACGGCUGACGGCCAAAGCAGCACUUGGCCACGGACCUCCGGAUCGGUAAUAGGUGUAUGAGAAUCGUUGUCCCCAAUGACAGAAGUCGCUGCUGACCACAGUCAGGGUAUCGGGCCGCUCGAGAUAAGGGGCAAGCAAUGCACC
Mycena citricolor is the source of this 2989-nucleotide messenger RNA. Lineage: Eukaryota; Fungi; Basidiomycota; Agaricomycetes; Agaricales; Mycenaceae. The record is from the annotation of a GenBank genome assembly.